GGAAGUCCACACUCUGCAAAUCCCUCAAUUUCUUCCUGGCCAAACAGAAACACAAAUACAGCCAAACAGAAACACAAAUACACCCAAUUACCAACCCUUUGAUCAGACGAUAAUAAAAACCCCUAAACAAUUGAAUUUGAUAGAGAAAACAGAAGAAGAAGAAGAAGAAUGUUUCGAAUCACAAGAGCUAGACCUCUGUCGCCACUAGCCCACCAAUUCAUCCAACGAUGUUCUGUGAGCGGAACAGCCAAAGGCAAGGCCAAAAUGAAAGAUGGUCAACCCAAGAAACGCAACAAAAUAUCCGCUAAGAAAGGCUCCAAAGAUCAAGAUCCUUCUAAGUCACCUUCAUUCUCGCGUCAAGACGCCGAGAAGUACCGUUUGUACGAGGAAUGCAUCAAUGCCCCUACCCCAGUUCGUUUCCUCAAACCCAAAGAACGAGCGCGUGAAGCCGAGCGCGAGAAGUUGGGGCUUGAAAGCCAGGAGAGGAAGCGCGAGAAAGAAAUUCUCAAGAAAGGAGGCAGGCAAUCCAUGGGAGUUCCUGAUGAGCCGAUGAUCAUGGGAACUCCUGGAUUGGACCUUAUAGCUCUUGGAUUGGUGGAUGUGGAUAAGAUACCCAAGUAUGAGCUGACUGAGGAGGAUGGGAAGAGAUUGGCCAAGGAGUAUAGCAGAGUUUUGAUGAGGAAGCACAGGGCCAGACAAGCAGCAGAGUCGACCCUGUUGAGGUUGAAGAAGGAGGCCAUUGAGGCAUUGCCAGAGAAGUUGAAGCAGGCUGCUUUGGUUCCAGAUUUGACGCCUUUUCCAGUGAACAGGUUCAUGGCGACCCUGACUCCCCCAAUUGAAGGAUACAUUGAGAAGGUUAAGGAAGCAGCAAGGAGAAGCUCAGGGAAAGAGAAAAUUAGAUAAUGUGUUGGACUGCAAAAAAUCUCUUCUUCCAGGCAAACAUGCAUAAGAGUAGGGUAGUAACAUUGGCAUGCUGCAUAUUCAACAAGUCUAAACUCUUAACCUCAGACUGUGUGUGUGUGUGUGUGUCCGUUUGAGAGUUUUUUUUUUUUUGUCUUUUUUUUUUUUGGACAAUGGAAAGAAACAAGAACAGCUCAACUUACAUUUGUGUCACAGUGAAUCCUACAAGAAAGACUCAAUGUCCAGUUCCAAGAAUGAGCAUGGAUCAGGAACAUCAUAGUUGUUCAAAAUCUGAGAAGACGUUAAAUUUGAAUGUUAACCAGAAAGGAAAUUUACUAA
Molecule: messenger RNA, 1239 nt
Organism: Hevea brasiliensis (rubber tree)
Lineage: Eukaryota; Viridiplantae; Streptophyta; Magnoliopsida; Malpighiales; Euphorbiaceae
Exons: 2
Coding region: 169-903 (244 amino acids)
Cellular component (GO): mitochondrial ribosome; mitochondrial large ribosomal subunit
Source: RefSeq, a predicted model, not a curated record